AUGGCUUCCUUUCUCCUCCCAGUUACUGCAAUCACUCUUCUUCUCUUCGUUCUCUCUCCUUCUCCUAGUUCCGCCGAUCUUGUCCUAGACACGGACGGUAAUCCACUACAAAAUGGCGGCCAGUAUUACAUCCUUCCACACUCGAAAAACACUGGCGGCCUUAUUGUAGAUGGUCUAGUUAAACCCGGCCAAAUCUGCCCUGCAUACGUUGGCACUGCGCAUUCCGGAGAAGAUGGCAUGCCCUUGGAGAUCUUGUCGCAGUAUAGAGUAUUCCACCUUUCGACCUCACUUCCCCUCCAAUUAACCUUCAAGCCUCUCGUCCCCUUCUGUGGCUUUAUGCCUUUGCGGUGGUGGGUGGCGCCGAGUGAUGCCAACGACCAAUCGCGCAUUAUUGUCGGUGUUGAAGGGCCGUUCAAACCUACUUAUGCUUUCUUUGCUGAAAAAUCUGAUGCUGGACAAGAUGAUGAUGAUUACGAUGAUCUUAAGGAGUGUAAAGAUGUUACUAUUCUUGACGACGGACGUUUGGGAGUCGCCAAAGAUUCGCCAUUCCCUGUUACUUUUAAGAAGAAGUCAACUUUCCCAUUUUUAGCCGCAAAUAUGUAG
Molecule: messenger RNA, 603 nt
Organism: Chenopodium quinoa (quinoa)
Lineage: Eukaryota; Viridiplantae; Streptophyta; Magnoliopsida; Caryophyllales; Amaranthaceae
Product: factor Xa inhibitor BuXI-like
Exons: 2
Coding region: 1-603 (200 amino acids)
Molecular function (GO): endopeptidase inhibitor activity
Source: RefSeq, a predicted model, not a curated record